Messenger RNA from Meriones unguiculatus (Mongolian gerbil), 1547 nucleotides. RefSeq names its product cell division cycle 26 (gene Cdc26). NCBI's taxonomy places the organism in Eukaryota, Metazoa, Chordata, Mammalia, Rodentia, Muridae. The record is from RefSeq and is a predicted model, not a curated record. Gene Ontology annotation, cellular component: anaphase-promoting complex. Gene Ontology annotation, biological process: regulation of mitotic cell cycle; protein K11-linked ubiquitination; anaphase-promoting complex-dependent catabolic process. The coding region runs from base 1030 to 1287 and encodes 85 amino acids. The transcript is spliced from 5 exons.
GCGACUGUAAUCUGGAGCGAACCGAGGGUCGCUGCUCUCCCGGAGGCCCUGAACUGAGGGUCGCUGCUCUCCCGGAGGCCCUCUUCCGUUUCGAAGCCGAGGGCUGUGUUGCCGUGAAAAUCUCUCCCUAAACUAGUGCAGCUUUGGAGCUGGGACGGAGGUCCUCCCGGGGCUCCUCGUGACAGGGUGGCUUCGUUGUGAAUUUGGGCUUCAAGAGGACGUUACACUCGAAGAGCCUUCUGAGGCUAACGUACUGACGUGGUGGAGGAGCUGCGGCCUGGCUGGCUGGUUUUCUUGUCUACAGCCUGCUCUUUGAAAUAAAGCGCCCAGGGAGGCGCCAGGUAGAGUGCAUACCAGCAGCUCUUGCUAGGCCAUCAGAGAUAAAGUUUGUAUUCUUACGUGAAAAUUGUGGGGAUUGCCAGAAUAUUUGUGUUUGCUGAGCUGAGCAGACAUUCUUCCACUCUUAAAGCCCUUCCCCGAAGAACUACAAUGAGAGGAGCACUUCUCUUCGAGUCCUUACCAAAUGCCACGUUGUGCCCUAGGAACUGACUCUCUUUCAGUCAUUCAAGUCACGUGACAACAGACCAGAAAAUAACUUCUGGUGAGAAAAGAAGGUAGUCCAUCCUUCUGGAGCCAUAGAGAAGUAGAACUCAUGUGUCGGGUGGAGGAGAGCCGCGCUUGUAACCUGUACUCAGCGUUGCUCUCUAGUGAGCUUCUCAAACCAAGGCUGAUGGCAACACUCAUCUAUGAAUGUGAGAAUAACAUCCGGGCUGCUUGACCACGCGAGCCUGCCGCCAAGCCUGGGACCCAUCUCCGAUUGCAACAGUGACUUUAAACUCUUACAGCUCUGCACAGGAAGCAUCUGAUUAAUGAUUGACAUACUCAUUUAGGACUGCUUAGAUCCUGCAGAUAAUCCUGUGAAUUGAUUCAGCUAUUUGUAGCUGAGACUUCGCACCCAAAGCUUUUCCAUUUUUGCCAUUUUAAGCAGCCCAUAGCUCGUUGGAUCUGGCUCCUAGUGUUGAUUUCAGUAUGCUGCGACGAAAACCAACACGCCUGGAGCUCAAGCUCGAUGACAUUGAAGAGUUUGAGAGCAUUCGAAAGGACUUGGAGACCCGUAAGAAACAGAAGGAAGAUGUGGAAGGUGUAGGAACAAGUGAUGGAGAAGGAGCUGCUGGGCUCAGCAGUGACCCCAAGAGCCGGGAACAGAUGAUUAAUGAUCGAAUUGGUUAUAAACCCCAACUCAAGCCUAACAACCGCACAUCUCAGUUUGGAAACUUUGAGUUUUAGAGAUGAAUUCUCUUGCAUGCCAGACCUCUGGGACAGAAUACAAUGAUGGUAGAAAUAUAACCAGAUUUAGAGAAUUAAGUGUGUACAACCAAGGAGAAUGCUUUCUCUCUCCUGUAGGGAGAAAUAACUUCUGUGUGAAAUCAUUGCUGUUCAACCUUUCUAAUAAGCUGGAAGCCAAAUUCUGGCUUUUCCCUGGAAAAUUGAACUGCGGAAAGCUUACCUGAUUUUUGUUUUUAAAAAUAAAUAUAUUUUUGGAAAAA